Folsomia candida is the source of this 2040-nucleotide messenger RNA. RefSeq lists its product as uncharacterized. Bases 366 to 1859 code for a protein of 497 amino acids. The transcript is spliced from 4 exons. Gene Ontology annotation, molecular function: protein binding. The record is from RefSeq and is a predicted model, not a curated record. Lineage: Eukaryota; Metazoa; Arthropoda; Collembola; Entomobryomorpha; Isotomidae.
ACCGUUAAUUCUUCCUUAAAAACUAACCCGUUCUAUAACAAGGGAUUAUUUUCAUUACACGCAAAACUUCCCAACGGAUCACCCAACCCUGAAAAACAUAAUUUCCUCUCUUUUUUUCAAAUUCGAUAACACUUCUAACAAAGCAAAUCAAAGAUUUUGUAAAUUUCAAGAAAUCCCUAACCAAGAAAUAUUUAUGAAGUGAUAGGCAAACGUUUUGAUCUUUUCUGUACAUCUUUGUCUCUUUACAUCGAAACUCAGUUAUUGACAUAUUGUCAAAGUGCGUAAAAUAUCUGUUUUCCCGUUGUCACUUUCGUGGGCCUGGUUAGGAUAAAGUGAGAUUUGCAUAUGCAACAGUUUAUUUAAUAAUGGAAGCCACUCCUCAGAAUUCUUAUUGGAUACUUACUCUGCCUGAGGUAAUUUCCACAAUUUCUUCAUUCCUGCCCGUUCCCGACUUGAAAUCGUGUUCCCUCCUGAACUCCACGUGGAAAAGGGUGACCCGCAGCUACCUCGAUGUUCUCCUCCCAACCAGUCUCUCCCCAAAUAAUUUAGCCCACUACGUCGGACUCGCACGCACUGGAAGUUUAUAUCCCGCCAAUGUGUGCCUAUCAAUUCCACCUUACUCGACCUACGAAGACAUGCGUCCCCACUUGGACUCAAUUUUUGGCGGGGCGAAUUUCAAAACCCUGACCAAACUGAGUAUCGAGCUUCCCCUGAACUACGACCUGCGACAUGUGGCAUACCUUACCGUAAAAUUUUGUGAAUCCCUCAAAAAUUUGAAAUCCUUAGAAUGGCGUCCUGUUAUGUGUGGAAUGAGCCGACUUACUUCUGACGACGAAUGGAAAGAACUAUUCCCGACAGGGGUCGCCUAUCCCGGCAGCUUGGUCAGCUUUGUGGUAAACGUGGUCCAAGCUGGUUGCAAUAAUCCCGAUAUUUCCGGCUGGAUUCGGGACACGGUUAAUACUUUGAUCCCGGAAAUUCUCACGUUUCCCGGGCACAUCCGUCAUCUUGGUUUUGUAGAUGCCACUUCUGUAAUGCGGGAUGAUAACGUGACCCUUCCGGAACUUACAUUUUUGUCGGUAAAGUCAUCCAUGACCCCGGCAGUGGCGAGUAAUCCCUUUUCAAGUGUGAAAAAUUAUGGAAAUUUGACCACCCUGGAAAUUAACGCGGUAACGGAGACUGAUGAUAUUACGGAAAAUAUUCUUUCCUUGUUGGCCCCUCAACUGGAAAAUCUUUGUAUUUCUGGCGUGCUAAAUGUUGACCCGGUAAAAAAACCUCCCGACCAAGAGUAUUUAUUCCUGCCGAUUUUACCAAGACUGAAAGUUUUGAGGAUUUUGCAGCGACAGUUUUCAUUGUCCGAGAGUUCCACGUGGUUUCGACCCAGGCUCUACUUGAGGUUCGCGUCGGGUGAAAGGCUACGCUAUUCCGAGCAAUUUCCGGUCCUGGGGAAGUUAGUUGUGCACGUGGUGCCAUGCCACAUGGGGAGGGGGUGGGACGUUCCAGCGGAAAAUUUGCACUUGGAGGCGACCAUGCUUCUCUUGCAGGAAACCUUUCUCGCCGAGGGGGUCCUUCCAUCCGAGACUGUCACAAAUUUGGACAUUCCCUUCCGCGAAAAUGUUGGAAGGAUGAAGUUAAGGCGACGCUGCGACUGCGAUGGAGCUUGUGCAUGUUGGGGGUGGAAGGAAGAUGAUGCCCUCAAUUUUUAUGAGAGGGUGGCCACCAUUUUUCCAAACGUGCGGUACGAUGUGCUUCACAGAUUAAGAAGGAACGAGAGGACGGCAAAUAUUGCAAAGUUUACGAACUUCGGAAAGAAAUUGGGCAUUUGGAAUGAUGACGAGAUAAAGGAGAUGAAUUUCGUGUAAAUUAAAUAGUUUGUGUUGAAACAUGACUUGCAUUAAUUUAUGUAAGAGAAGGAGAAAAAUUCAAUGAUUUGUUCCUAAUGUGAAGUUUUACAUAGUUUUGGACAAUUUAAGCAUUUAUAUUUGAUUUGUAACUACACAAAUAUAUUAAUAAACAGGAAGUAAAUUAAGAGACAUUAUUUCG